UCUCAUCACAGAGCAGAGAUAAUAUCAUCACAGAGCAGACAUAAUCUCAUCACAGAGCAGAGAAGACAGACAGACAGAGGAAACCUUUACAGAGAAUCACAAACAGACAUAAUCUACAUUUCACACAUCUCUCCUCUGUUCUCUGGAAGACAUCUUCACUCAGUGUUAGUCCAGACACCUCCGUACGGCUCAGUUUAUCAGUGACCGAUCAUGGCGUCUACCAUGGACAGUGCCAAGAUCCUCUUCUCUGUUCUGUUUCUCUUCGUCUGCUACCAGGUGACUCAGGGCCAGAUGGUGAUGGACUGCUGUCUGGAGGUCAGCAAAAAAGAGAUCCCACAACGCAUUGUCACGGGUUAUCAGCCUCAGGUUAGGGGUCAAGGCUGCUCCAUUGACGCCAUGGUCUUCAACACCAGAAAGGGGCGUAAGCUGUGUGCCCCUACCGGCCCUGCCUGGGUUACUAACCUGAUGAAACACAUGGACAAGCUGAUCAAGAUGUGCGAUGACACCAACUUCAAGGGUAAACACUGUAAGAAGUUGAUGUCCUAAAGUCCCAAUAUGGACCCCCUCCCUCCCUCCACCCUCACCGCCACCGCCACCUCCACCCCCCUUCUCCUGGUCCAUAGAAUAAUGAAAGGACAUUCCAAGUGGGGGGGGGAUUUUUUAUUUUUUUUAAUGAAUGGAAAAAUGUGAUUCCUCCUACCACUAGUGCACUUUUUCAGUUUCCUUCCAUCUUCAGUCUUUAUCCAGCAGACCAUGUUGUUUCUUCUGUCAGUUUUUACCCAGCAUGCCAUGUUGUUUCUUCUGUCAGUUUUUACCCAGCAUGCCAUGUUGUUUCUCCUGUCUUCAGUUUUUACCCAGCAUGCCAUGUUGUUUCUCCUGUCUUCAGUUUUUACCCAGCAUGCCAUGUUGUUUCUCCUGUCUUCAGUUUUUACCCAGCAUGCCAGGUUGUUUCCUCCUGUCUUCAGUUUUUACCCAGCAUGCCAUGUUGUUUCCUUCUGUCUUCAGUUUUUACCCAGCAUGCCAUGUUGUUUCUUCUGUCUUCAGUUUUUACACAGCAGACCAUGUUGUUUCCUUCUGUCUUCAGUUUUUACACAGCAGACCAUGUUGUUUCCUUCUGUCUUCAGUUUUUACCCAGCAUGCCAUGUUGUUUCUUCUGUCAGUUUCUACCCAGCAUGCCAUGUUUCCUUCUGUCUUCAGUUUUUACCCAGCAUGCCAUGUUGUUUCCUUCUGUCUUCAGUUUUUACCCAGCAGACCAUGUUGUUUCUCAGUGGCACAUUCAUGUACUAUAUCUGUUAUAUAUUUUAUGUGACAAAAUGAUAAAUAACAUUCCAGAAAGAGUAAAUUAGCUUUGAUUCCACUUGGGAACCUUAAAGCUACAGUCUGUGAUUGGAAAAGUAAUAAAACAACUAUUUUAUGAACAUGUAUUUAAUCAGGGGAGCCCCAUUGAGACCAGGGACUCAUUUUCAAUGGUGCCUUUAGAUCACAAAGCUAUAACAUGUGUUUAGUUAGCUGAUAUGUGAAAUACCUAUCCAGGCAAGUUUAGGUUUCAGCAAUGCCUGGGCUGAGGAGAGUGCCCUAUAGCUUUAAGGUCAUAAGUCAGGGGUUAAAGGUCAGGGGUCAAAACGUACUGGCAGCUGGUUCAAACACCCAUCUUUAAACUCAGAGACAAUCAAAUAUUUGUUAACUUUUUGUGAACUUUGCAUUUAAUGAAUAUAUAUUUUUCAUUUAUCUGUUUAACAAUGACUGUCAAAUCAAGAUUUUGAGUGAACUUGAGUUCCUUUUUGAAUUAAAUGAGACCUUUAAUGACUAACCUCAAAAGGUAAAAUAUUGUAGUUCAUUGAUACCUUGCUCUUGUCUAUUUUGAAGGAUACAAAUUAAACUGUGAGUAGAUGAAAUGAAA
Molecule: messenger RNA, 1900 nt
Organism: Oncorhynchus nerka (sockeye salmon)
Lineage: Eukaryota; Metazoa; Chordata; Actinopteri; Salmoniformes; Salmonidae
Product: C-C motif chemokine 19-like
Exons: 4
Coding region: 211-546 (111 amino acids)
Biological process (GO): immune response
Cellular component (GO): extracellular region
Molecular function (GO): chemokine activity
Source: RefSeq, a predicted model, not a curated record